UCUUGGGUAUAUCUAUCUGUGUAACUAUCUACCUGAGUCACUUACUGAACAUUAAGUGGAAUGACUGCAUAUAACAUCAAACUUUGGUGUGCAGUACUGUAUCUGUAACAGUCAAGCAAUGCAAACACUCUAGAUAGUGAGUGAGUGAAGCUAAAGCUACAAAAACUACCAGACAAAAAUUACUCUUUUUCUUCUCUUCUCUCUUCUUCUGGGGUUUUAGUUUUUUUUCAUUCUCUCACCAACACACAAAAUGGGCCUUGUUGUUUCUGAGGAUGCCCUCAAGAAGCUGCAAGCUCUCAUGGAUCAAGUUGAGGAGGAGCCACUGCUGAGAACUUUUCAGAAUGUUCAUCAAGGAUGUGUUACGGAAACCUUAAUUCGAUUUCUAAAGGCAAGGGAGUGGAACGUUUCCAAGGCACAUAAAAUGAUAAUCGAAUGUCUAAAUUGGAGAGUGCAAAAUGAAAUUGACAACAUAUUAUCGAAGCCCAUAAUUCCUACUGAUUUAUACCGAGGCAUUCGUGAUUCACAACUUAUAGGUUUGUCAGGUUACUCAAGAGAGGGUCUUCCUGUCUUUGCAAUUGGUGUUGGGCUUAGCACAUUUGACAAAGCAUCUGUUCAUUAUUAUGUGCAGUCUCAUAUUCAAAUUAACGAAUAUCGUGAUCGUGUAAUAUUGCCUUCUGCAUCAAAGAAGCAUGGACAGCCUAUUACCACAUGCAUAAAAGUUUUGGAUAUGACUGGUCUGAAGUUGUCAGCCCUAAAUCAGAUCAAGUUGUUAACAAUAAUAUCAUCCAUUGAUGAUCUGAACUACCCUGAGAAAACAAAUACUUAUUACAUUGUAAAUGUCCCAUACAUAUUUUCAGCCUGUUGGAAGGUUGUGAAGCCACUUCUGCAAGAGAGAACAAGAAGAAAAGUGCAAGUCUUGCCGGGUUGUGGGCGAGAUGAACUGUUGAAGAUCAUGGAUUUUGCAUCUCUGCCACAUUUCUGUAAAAGAGAAGGCUCUGGAUCAUCGAAACAUUCAGAUAAUGGAAGUGGAAAUGAAAAUUGCUAUUCCUUGGAUCAUCCUUUCCAUCAGAAGCUCUACAAUCACAUAAAGGAACAAUCCAGAAUCCAUGAAGCUGUUGAACCAAUCAAGCAGGGAUCAUUCCAUGUAGAUUUUCCUGAACCUCCUGCUGAGAAAGCUGAGAUUGUCAAGACUUUAGAGUCUGAGCUACACAAGUUUAAGAUCAGCAAUGGGAGUUGUGAUUGAAGAUUGAUGGAUAAUGUUGUCAAUGUUGGUCAUGUGGUCUUUUUCCAGUCCUACUAACCAUUUGAAAACUAAUAUAGUACAAGGGUUCUUCCUCUUCACUACCAUCAGGAUUCCGCAGUACAAGUUAGCCUUGUUUAUGUUAGCUUGAGAAAUUUAGGGAGUAGUAGUAAAAAUAAAGCGGAUCCUAGAUUUGCAUUAUGCCAUAAGGCAAGUAAGAAAUGUUAUUAAAUGUGAUCUUUCCCA
Molecule: messenger RNA, 1486 nt
Organism: Vigna umbellata (rice bean)
Lineage: Eukaryota; Viridiplantae; Streptophyta; Magnoliopsida; Fabales; Fabaceae
Product: phosphatidylinositol/phosphatidylcholine transfer protein SFH9-like
Source: RefSeq, a predicted model, not a curated record